AUUUCAUUAUAAUAACAAUGGAAUAGAUCAAGCUCCAAAUAAAGGCCACAGAUAUGGAUGAAGAUUUCAUUAAGAAAGUUACUGAUAUUACAUAAUCAGCUAUGCAACAAUUUAGGACUGAGAAACAAAUUGCUCAUCAUAUUAAAUAUGAGUUUGAUAAAUUUGAUCAAUUCGGUUGGAAUUGCAUUGUAGGAAGAAACUUCGGAAGUCAUGUAAUUCAUUAAACAAAAAAAUACAUUUUUUAUCAACACAAAGAAUUGUAUUUCCUAUUAUGGAAGGCUUGAAUAAUCUGAGUAUUGAUUAUUAAGAAUAAGUUUAUAAAUUAACUGUUUC
Paramecium octaurelia is the source of this 333-nucleotide messenger RNA. Lineage: Eukaryota; Ciliophora; Oligohymenophorea; Peniculida; Parameciidae. The record is from the annotation of a GenBank genome assembly.